AUGACUUCCACCUCCUCCAAGGAUGAGGCCACCGCCUCUCUCAUCCAGCAGUCAUUCAAACCCUCAGACAACCCAGAAACCGCCAGCAUCCAGGCCGUAGUCGACAAGCUCGGCCUCAGCCCACACAUCGAGGGCGGCUACUACAAAGUCACAGACGUCUCCCCCAGCACCAUCCCGUCCCCGUACCCGCCCACCCCGCGCUCAAAGGAGACCCUCGCCCUGGCCGGCACCUCCGAGGCCGAGAGCGACGCCUCGGUCCGCCUCAUGUCCACGACCAUCUUCUACUACCUCACCCCGAACCGGCCCCAGGGCACCUUCCACGCCAACCGGAGCCGCAUCAUCCACACCCUCCACCACGGCCGCGGGCGCUACGUCCUCAUACACCCGGACGGGCGCCUGGAGACCUUCGUCGUCGGGCCCGACAUCGCGGCCGGCGAGAGGCUGUCCUGGGUGGUCGAGGGCGGGGUGUGGAAGGCCAGCUUCCUCCUCCCCAGCGAGGAGGCGGAGGAGGAGGGGCUCCUCAUCUCCGAGACCGUCGUGCCUGGUUUCGAUUACCUGGACCACGAGUUCCUCACGCCGGAAGCUUUCAGUGACCUGCUUCCUGAGGAGACGGCCUCCAAGUUGGAGUGGUUAGUGAGGGAGCAGGAGGAGAAGACGAUCCAAGCCGAUAGUCUCGAAGCUGGUGGUUCUAUGGGGAACAACAUAACCCCACGACUAUCCCAAGUCAGUUCUUAA
Messenger RNA from Clonostachys byssicola, 735 nucleotides. Lineage: Eukaryota; Fungi; Ascomycota; Sordariomycetes; Hypocreales; Bionectriaceae. The record is from the annotation of a GenBank genome assembly.